Messenger RNA from Arabidopsis thaliana (thale cress), 2932 nucleotides. Its product is annotated as heparan-alpha-glucosaminide N-acetyltransferase-like protein (DUF1624). The record is from RefSeq and is marked reviewed. The coding region runs from base 1375 to 2550 and encodes 391 amino acids. Lineage: Eukaryota; Viridiplantae; Streptophyta; Magnoliopsida; Brassicales; Brassicaceae. The transcript has 12 exons.
GGUCUUCUUUGGUCAUCUUGUGUAAAAACCCAAUAUUUAUUAAACAAUUACGUUAAGAAUUUAUUUUAUCUUUCAUCUGCUUCCUUCAUCAUCUCUCUCUCUCCAUCGCGUACAACAGUAACACAAACCAUUUUUUUUUAAAUCUUUCUCUCUCUUCUCUCAAUCGAACUUUCAGAGAAAAAAAAUAUAAUCUUUGCCGAGUGGAAAAUUUCCGGUGAAGCCGUCCCGAGUGACUCGGGCUCUUGCCCGGUAUCUUUCAGCUUCAAUAGUGGAGAUAACCGGUUUUAUGUCGAGCAAAUCCAGCUUCCAUAAGUGGUGUUGACUGGUUUUUAUCUUUUUUCCAGUCAAUCGGAUUAUUAUCGAUUGCUUUACUUCUUUUCCAUGUUUUCUUUCAAUAAUUUCUAAAAAUCUGAGUUGGUAAUUAGUUUUAAGUGCUAGCUAUUUAAAAUUAAUGUCUCUGGCUUUUGGUUUUAGAAACCUCGAUUUGCAAGAAAUCGUUCAAACGAUUACAUCUGGGUUUGAAAGAUUGAAGGAUAAUCCGAUGCUUAUUAGGAUUCUCUUAAGCCGUCUAUUUCUUUGGGAGCUCCAUCCAUAUCUAUUCUGGUGGUAAACAAAGAUUAUUCGUACGUUUUAUUCGGCGAUGUUUUCCUCCACCGGAUUUGGUGCUCGUCGACGGUGGAGGCUGAUGUCCGUACACUUCCGAUGACUCAUUUACAUGUGCUGUAGUUAUAAUCUCAUGUCAACACGUGUCUUUGGAUAGAGUCAAAUGUUGAAGAUCUUUUGGCUGUUGAUAUUAAUCUGGUGGAUCUGUUGUUGGACCUUUCUUUUAUUUCAGCAUAAUCGUUGUAGGCUUUUACGCCUUAUACCCCUUUGGUGGUUAAUGAAAUUUACUUCGAUUAAAAAAAAAAAAGAAUUUUUUCUUCGUGGAGGUAAAAACAAAAGAAAAUACAGAAAAAGAAAAAUCCACUACAAUUUAAGCAUAAGCAAACGAAUGGUGUGUUCUUCUCGAAGUAGAAGAAGAAGAGAGAGUCAGCUUCCAAAGAAUUGAUAGUAAAAUGGCGGAAAUCAAAGUGGAGAGGAGUCACGAUCAACAUCUCCUUGAACCUAAAGAAGAUACUUCUUCUUCUUAUACACGGAGGAGCCUCGCCGGAAACAGACCAAGACUUGCUUCUCUCGACAUAUUCCGCGGCCUCACUGUCGCCUUGAUGAUUCUCGUUGAUGACGCUGGAGGAGACUGGCCAAUGAUUGCUCAUGCUCCGUGGAACGGUUGCAAUUUGGCUGAUUUCGUUAUGCCUUUCUUUUUGUUCAUCGUUGGUGUCUCCAUUGCUCUCUCCUUAAAGGUCAAUUUCGAACUUGAAAUCUCUCAGAAUUGCGAUGUUGUUGCAUAUAAAUCGUUUUUUGCCUUUGAAUAUUCAGAGGAUUUCGAAUAAAUUUGAAGCUUGUAAGAAGGUUGGUUUUAGAACCUGCAAGCUCCUCUUCUGGGGUCUUCUACUUCAAGGUGGAUUUUCUCAUGCUCCUGACGAAUUAACAUACGGAGUUGAUGUGACUAUGAUGAGGUUUUGUGGGAUUCUUCAGAGAAUAGCUUUAUCCUAUUUGGUAGUAGCAUUGGUCGAGAUCUUCACAAAGGACUCACAUGAGGAGAAUCUGUCAACUGGGAGGUUUUCAAUAUUCAAGUCAUAUUAUUGGCAUUGGAUUGUGGCCGCAUCAGUUCUCGUGAUUUAUCUGGCUACACUCUAUGGAACGUACGUUCCUGACUGGGAAUUUGUUGUCUAUGAUAAAGAUAGCGUUCUGUACGGGAAAAUCCUAUCGGUAUCAUGUGGAGUGAGAGGAAAGCUGAACCCUCCUUGCAAUGCUGUUGGAUAUGUUGACAGACAAGUUUUAGGGAUCAAUCAUAUGUAUCACCAUCCUGCGUGGAGACGAUCCAAGGCUUGCACCGAUGAUUCCCCCUAUGAGGGAGCUAUACGCCAAGAUGCACCUUCAUGGUGCCGUGCUCCGUUUGAGCCUGAAGGAAUCUUAAGCUCCAUAUCUGCUAUUCUUUCUACAAUCAUCGGAGUCCAUUUUGGACAUAUUAUUUUACACUUGAAGGGACAUUCAGCGCGGCUAAAACAUUGGAUCUCCACCGGUCUUGUUCUCCUCGCUCUCGGACUUACUCUGCAUUUCACCCACUUGAUGCCUCUGAACAAACAACUCUACAGUUUCAGCUACAUAUGCGUGACCUCCGGUGCAGCAGCGCUCGUCUUCUCUUCGUUGUAUUCUCUGGUCGAUAUAUUGGAGUGGAAACACAUGUUUCUGCCUCUAAAAUGGAUAGGCAUGAACGCAAUGUUGGUGUACGUGAUGGGAGCUGAAGGCAUUUUGGCUGCUUUCUUCAAUGGUUGGUACUAUCGCCACCCGCACAAUACACUGAUAAAUUGGAUUCGGGAGCAUGUUUUUAUCCGAGUUUGGCAUUCAAGAAGAGUUGGUGUGCUAAUGUAUGUCAUUUUCGCGGAGAUUCUCUUCUGGGGUUUGGUCACUGGUGUGUUUCACAGAUUCAAGAUCUAUUGGAAACUCUAAGUAGACCGUGAAAAUACCUAACUCUAUGUUGAAGUUGUUAUAGUUUAGGAUAUAUAAAAUCAAAUUCAUGGUAAGUAAUGUAGUCAAAUUCAUGAUAAGUUAUGUAUAUUUUUCGUAAACCUUGGUCAGAAUAUCCUUUGUUGAUGUUGAUGAUAUAGGCCUGUAUAUGCAUUUCAGGCCAAUUUCACCGAUCUACCGUAUUGGAACUUAAAUAUCCGAAUGAUCUGUAUCCUACUGUUUCCCACAUUUUUUUACGUAUUCUUCCGAUAGUAAUAUUCGAUAUCCUCAGAAUGGAGACGGAACCGCACCGCACUUUAUCCGCAGGUGAACCGCAUGUCUCCAUUCGAUCCGCAAUUGCUAAUUUACAAUCUCCUAAAUACCC